This is a messenger RNA of Spathaspora passalidarum NRRL Y-27907, 1665 nucleotides long. It is a transcript of the gene NDE1, whose product is annotated as NADH-ubiquinone reductase (H(+)-translocating). The transcript has a single exon. The coding region runs from base 1 to 1665 and encodes 554 amino acids. Gene Ontology annotation, molecular function: NADH dehydrogenase activity. The record is from RefSeq and is a predicted model, not a curated record. NCBI's taxonomy places the organism in Eukaryota, Fungi, Ascomycota, Pichiomycetes, Serinales, Debaryomycetaceae.
AUGAUUGGUAGAAUUGGGUCUAGGAGAUUCUUAUCUCAAUCAAGAAGACUCUUCAAUGAGGCUCCAAAAGUAGCAACUCCAAAGCCAAGCAUUUUCAAAAGAGCCGUCAAAUUCACUGUCUGGUCCACCAUUGCCGCUACCGUCGGUUCAAUUGGAUUUGUCGGUUACAAGAUUUACCAAGAAUCAUACCCUGCUAACCAACUCAAGCAAACUCCAACUUUCCCAGAUGGAACAAAGAAGAAGACUUUGGUCAUUUUAGGUUCUGGUUGGGGAUCCAUCUCCUUGUUGAAGAACUUGGACACCACUUUGUACAACGUCGUUGUCGUCUCUCCAAGAAACUACUUCCUUUUCACUCCAUUGUUACCUUCUGUUCCUACCGGUACCGUCGAUGUCAAGUCUAUUAUUGAACCAGUUAGAGCCAUCACCAGAAGAGCUCCUGGUGAGGUUAUCUACUUGGAAGCCGAAGCCACUGAAAUUGACCCAAAGAAAAACCAAAUUACCAUUAAGCAAUCCACCACUGUCCACUCUGGUCACUCCGGUAAGGAUACUGGUUCUUCCAAGUCUACUGUUUCUGAAUAUACCGGUGUUGAACAAAUCACUACCACUUUAAACUAUGAUUAUCUUGUUGUCGGUGUUGGUGCUCAACCAUCCACUUUUGGUAUCCCAGGUGUUGCUGAAAACUCCACUUUCUUGAAGGAAGUUUCCGAUGCUGUAGCCAUCAAGAAGAGAUUAAUGGAUGUCAUUGAAGCCGCUAACAUCUUACCUCGUGGCCACCCGGAUAGAUCCAGAUUAUUGCACGUUGUUGUCUGUGGUGGUGGUCCAACCGGGGUUGAGGCCGCUGGUGAAAUCCAAGAUUACAUUGACCAAGAUUUAAAGAAGUGGGUUCCUGAAGUUGCUGACGAAUUAAAGGUUACCUUGGUUGAAGCUUUACCAAAUGUUUUGAACUCCUUCAGUAAGCCAUUAGUUGAAUAUACUAAGCAGGUUUUCAAGGAAACUAACAUUAACUUGUUGACCAACACCAUGAUUAAGAAGGUCAGCGAAAAGAGUUUGACUGCCACCGAAAAGAAAGCCGAUGGUUCUUCCGAAACUUACGAAAUUCCAUAUGGUAUGUUGAUCUGGGCCACUGGUAAUGCUCCAAGAGACUUCACUCGUGAUUUGAUUUCCAAGGUUGAUGAACAAAAGAAUGCUCGUCGUGGGUUAUUAGUUGAUGAACGUAUGAAAUUGGAUGGUACCGAUAAUGUUUUCGCUUUAGGUGAUUGUACUUUUACCAAGUACCCACCAACUGCCCAAGUUGCCUUCCAAGAAGGUCAAUUCCUUGCUGAUUACUUUGCAAAAUUACACCAAGUUGAAUCUCUUAAACAUUCUGUCACCACUGCUUCUCCUGAACAAACUGACAAGUUAACCAAGAAGUUGGCUCGUUUGGAAAACAAGUUGCCACACUUUAUUUACAACUACCAAGGUUCUUUAGCCUACAUUGGUUCUGAAAAGGCUGUUGCUGAUUUGGUUUGGGGUGAUUGGAGUAACAUUUCCUCUGGUGGUGGUCUUACCUUCUUAUUCUGGAGAAGUGCUUACAUUUACAUGUGUUUGAGUGUCAAGAACCAAGUUUUGGUUUCUGUUGAUUGGUUGAAGGUUUACUUAUUCGGAAGAGACUUUUCCAAGGAAUAA